Molecule: messenger RNA, 3480 nt
Organism: Symsagittifera roscoffensis
Lineage: Eukaryota; Metazoa; Xenacoelomorpha; Acoela; Convolutidae
Product: E3 ubiquitin-protein ligase TRIM9-like
Exons: 6
Coding region: 1156-3234 (692 amino acids)
Molecular function (GO): protein binding; zinc ion binding
Source: RefSeq, a predicted model, not a curated record
CUUUUCUCUUUUUUUCCAUUUGAUUAAUAAUUCCUUUUGAAAACUAGUUCAGCCAAUGGGAUUAUGAGAACAGAACAAGAGAUGCCUUCCGUGCCGAUAUACGCAGAGACAGUUUUCCCUCUCUCUUGUCUUUAUUCCUUCUUCAUGUAUAUUUUAUGCAAUCCCACUUUUUACUAAAGCCGCUUCGAUUGGGAGAGCGAAAAAAAAACUGGACCAUAAAUUUGCUAUCACUCCCCCAAAUACACCACCACAAAUUUAUCAUUUAUCUCUUUUCCCACUUUUUUCAAGCCUCUGCUCCUAAUUUCAGACCGCCCGCCGUAUAUCUGCACAAAUUUACAAAUUUACCGGUGUAAAAUUCAAUAGAAACACUGUUCACUUCACGGUGAAAAUUUACCUGAAAAUCCAACAAAAACUAUUCAUUAUUUACCAAGAAAAGACGAAUUGCCUUAGUUUUUUUCUUUUAUUGCAAAAUUUAAUACUUUGCCAACAUUUGUGCGAGUAAUUUCUUCAACUCUUCACCAUAUGGUAUGAAAUUGAGCUUGAGACGCCAUUUGGAAUUGGCGGUUUUGCAACAGUAAAAUUUGUAAGUUUUGCUUGAGUGGCCUUCUUUUACUGCCCAAUUUAGUCUUUUGCAGCUUGUUAUUAAAAACAAGCCCUACAAAGUACAAGUUUCGCUCUUCUUAUUUGUCAAAACAUUUCGCUUACCCGUACUUUCUCGAAUUCUGCGGCCCAGCUAGAAAGUUAAAUUUGCCCAGUUUCAACUGUAACGGCUCUGCCAAUAUGCGCCUAAUUUGGUUUCAAUUAGAGCUCUUUACCCUCAAAACAGAUUCCAAUUUUUGAUGUUCCCAAUUAAACCUUUAUAUCUGUUAUCUUUACGUAUAGGUUUCCAAACCACAAAAUAAAGCCGCAAACCGAUAAAUUUUGGUUUUAUGAAUCGGGUCUAUUUUGUUUCUCUAACACCCUUUCCGAAUAAUUGACAAAUAUUUCAAUUAAAAUGUCACUUGGGUGCAAUAAAAGAUGACACUUUUUCAAACUUCAUUAAAUUUUUCCACGUGACUGAGUAUAGUUUCAUAAUAAACGACUUAAUAGUUUAUUUUGCCUAUAUCAAAAACUCUUUUAUUUUUGCUGUUCGCGUGAUUAUUUUGACCAUCAGAGAUGGCUUCUCACUUGAAGUGUUAUGAGUGCAAGUCUCUCUUCAUCCAGCCGCGCAUUCUUCCCUGUCGACAUUCUAUCUGCUAUCUCUGUGCAGUUCAGCUGCUCCGAAAGGGAAACAGUCAGCAGCAAGCGGGGGGUUCGAGUAGUAGAGGGGCGAUAGCAGGCUCAUCUGCCGACAACAUAGGAGGGGGAGGGGGAGGGGGGGAGGACGCCUCUGACAGUCUGAGUGUGUCGAGUGAAACUGACUCUGGCGUGUUUGUGAAUGGAAGUGCCAUCUCACACGACAGGAGUUCGAGACGCUACUCCAGCUCAGCUCUCCACAACAAUCACCACACACCUACGUCCUGUGUCAUAAGGUGUCCGUUGUGUCAGUAUGAGCUGCUGGCCGAUGAACAGGUGCUGCGAGAUCUGCCCCCCAACUACGAAGUGGCAGAAAAGGUCAAGAUAUUCCUCACCAACUCCAUCCCCCUCGCCAAGUGCCAACUCUGCGCAGAUAAAGAGAUAGCACUGGAGGCUACCAUCUUCUGUGAGCAGUGCAAGGUCUACUACUGUUCCAAGUGCAAGGACACCUCCCACCCCAGCAGGGGUCCCUUCCUCACACACAAUGUAGUCUCCGCCCAUCAGUGGUUUCUGGCUACUCUCAAAAAUGUACCAGGGUCCAAAUGUGUGAUGCAUUCUACACAGUGUGUGACCUACUACUGUCUGGAUUGUACCAGACUGAUCUGUGUGCAGUGUCUAGAGGAUGAGAGCCACUCCAAACACGACGUCCAGGCCAUCUCGGCCGCCACCAAAAUUCUCAAGAGCGAGAUUUCCCAAGGACUCAACUCUUUGUCUGAGAAAGCGAAGCAAGCGAAGGACCUCGUCGCAAACUUCAAAGGGUCUUCCGAAAGUCUUCAGGAGGACGCAGUGUCCUUCGAAACCAGAGUGGUCUGCGAGUUCGACGCCGUAAUCGAGGCACUGCAACGUCGAAAAGAACAAUUGAUAGCUGAGCUCGAACGAGAAAAGCAGCGAAAGCAGCAAGUGUUCAAAAAGAGCAGUCACGAAUGCACACAAUACUUGAGGCAGACGACCGGUCUGAUCGAAUACUGUCUUGAGGUUCUUCAGGAGUCGGACCAAAUAAGCUUUUUACAGAUUUCGGGACCGGUGAUUAAACGUGUGUAUGAAGCUGACAUGCAGUGGCGCCGAAAACUCCACGAAGAAGGCGACGACUCGAACCGCUCGUUUCGCUACAAAAUAGACUGCUCACAUGUUCGUAAACUAGCCGAGGAGCUGAACUUUUGCAAACUCGAAACUCCUACGACGCCGUUGAUCGUAACCGACGAGUGUUACGCCGAAAACAACAGCGUUUCGUUCUCGUGGCGCGCACACUCUUCUACUUGGGUAGAUGGGUACAUUUUGGAGAUUGAUGAUGGAAAAAUGGGUAGAUUCAGGGAAGUUUAUCGAGGCAAGGAAACUGUUUGCACUAUUGACGGGUUACAUUUCGGUAUGUCGUACAGAGCGAGAGUUCGUUGUUUCAACGAGUGCGGUGUAAGCUCGCACAGUGAUGUCGUCGCGCUGAGCACUUCAAAAGUGGCUUGGUUUACUUUGAACGGAGAUGACGCUCACAGCGACCUAAUUCUGUCGAACGCGAACUCGACCGUUACGAGCAGCAGUUUCGACGAACGAGUAGUUCUCGGAAACAUUGGAUUUUCGAAAGGUAAACACUACUGGGAAAUCACGAUUGAUCGCUACGACAGCCUACCUGAUCCCGCGUUCGGUGUAGCACGACAAGAUGUUCCUAAAGAUUGCAUGCUUGGCAAAGAUUCCAAAUCAUGGGCGCUUUACAUCGACCGGAAACGCAGUUACUUCAUGCACAAUAACGUUCAUUCACAAGGAAACAGCGGAGGUAUCGGCCUGGGAAGCGUGAUCGGAGUUUUGAUCAACCUGGAAAAAUACUUGCUCUCGUUUUUUGUCGACGGGAAAUUUUUGGAUACUUUUGUACUACAUGAUGUUGGGGGAGUUUUCUACCCAGCUCUAAGCCUCAAUAGAAAUGUGCAAGCUACGAUUCAUACGGGCCUCAACCCUCCAGAUUUCAGCUAAAAUGAAACCCCAGAAAUAUGCAAUACAGCCUGUUUGAAUUGAAGACAAUAAAUUAUCAGGGAAAGCUCUAGAAAUAAAAAAUCAUGGGAAACACGGACUUGUUUGAACUGUUCAUCGCAUUACUUUCUGCGUAGUACUUAGUCAGUUUUUCAUUAGACGUUUAAAGAUCAUAGAUCAUCAUGAUAUUUACUGACCCAAUAUUGAAUUUGACAAUGCGUGCUUUUAACAAUCAAAAACUAUUUUCAA